Amblyraja radiata (thorny skate) is the source of this 2604-nucleotide messenger RNA. RefSeq names its product immunoglobulin-like domain-containing receptor 1. The record is from RefSeq and is a predicted model, not a curated record. Bases 280 to 1959 code for a protein of 559 amino acids. Gene Ontology annotation, cellular component: plasma membrane. Gene Ontology annotation, molecular function: high-density lipoprotein particle receptor activity. The transcript is spliced from 8 exons. NCBI's taxonomy places the organism in Eukaryota, Metazoa, Chordata, Chondrichthyes, Rajiformes, Rajidae.
GCGGGACGGGGCGCGCGGGACGGGGCGCGCGGGACGGGGCGCGGCAGACAACCUGUCGAACCGGUUCACAGGUGCUGCUGCUGUUGCUGGCGGCGGCGGGCGGGGCCGACAACCUGUCGAACCGGUUCACAGGUGCUGCUGCUGUUGCUGGCGGCGGCGGGCGGGGCAACCGCAGCCAUUUGUGCCCGUCCCCCUCUGGCGACUGACGAUCCACCUCCAAGCAACCUGCGAUGAGUUUGGGGCAGUGAGGCGGCCGCCGCUUGGAGUUCGGGCGGGAAGAUGGCAGUGGACAGGAUGGUGGGCUGGAUGGUCCUCUGGCUCGGCCCCACAGCAUGCUUUGCUUUGUUGGUGAGUGUACCAGAAACCCAUCGUACGACUACACUUUUUUCUUCCAUCGCGCUAAGAUGUGAUUAUUCCACUUCCUCGCAACUUCAGGAUGUAGUUGUCACCUGGCGUUUCAAGUCAUUUUGCAAAGACCCCAUAUUUGAAUACUAUUCCUCGGCGUACAUUGCUAUGUUGAGUAUGGGCCAAGAUCCAAGCAACGACUGCCAAGAUGAACAGCGAAAGGUGCGAAUUGUAGUUCAGAAACGAGGCCAGAAUGAGGCAAUACUGGGCAACGAAUAUAGACAAAGGAAGAUCACCAUUCAGAACAGAGCUGAUUUGUGGAUCAAUGAAGUGAUGUGGUGGGACCACGGUGUUUAUUUCUGUACUGUGGAGGCACCAGGCGAUACCACCGGGGACUCUGACAAAGAAGUUCGACUUGUUGUUUUACAUUGGCUGACGGUGCUAUUGAUUAUCAUGGGCUUUUUACUAUUGUUCAUACUGAUUAGUUGUUGUUGUUGCCAAUGCUGUCCACAAUUUUGCUGCUGCUAUGUUCCAUGUAUUUGCUGCCCAAAACGCUGCUGUUGCCCAGAGGAAGCUCUUGCAAGGCAUGAACUAGUCAAACAAGCAAAGCGAGGAAUGCUUCCUUGGAUGUACAACAGACCCAUGUAUGGUGAGGAAGAAAGGAAUUCACAGUUAAACUCGUUCUACAUGAAUGGGCCAUCACAUAGAGAUUUUUCCACAAAGAACAGCAUACCUUUGACUAUGCUUCCUUACAAUGCCCAUCCAAACCCUUCUGUUAAAAUGUUGGACUACCUGGAGAAUGAAGUGAAAAACUUAAGCACUAUACAGCCUCUACACAAUGAAAUCCGCAUAAGUGGUAGCCCACCUCCCAGUAUGUUGUCUUCUUUAAAUGAGAUGGGAGUCAGAGAUAUUGAUCGGCGUGUUAUCCACCUGCCCCCAAUAUUGGAAACAAUCCGUGAGACAAGCCUUCCCUCAUCACAACAAACCAGCAACUCAUCCCGAAGGAAUUAUCGCAGAAGAGCAAGAAGCCACGAGGAUAUUUUGGAAUCAGAGCUUCGUGGAAAUCCAAGGUCCCAGGGAGGAUCAAGGUCAAGUAGGAGCUCGCAAGAUAGAAGAUCGAACCGAUACCUCGGGAACAGGAAGGAUGAUGUCGAAGAUGGUGGACGGAUGCUUCCAAGAGAACGAAGCCAUGGAGAUUACAGUGAUGAAGAGUCAGAUUAUAGUAGAUCAAGGCACAGCAGUUCCAAUCAGAGGAAUGGCAGAAGAGGUUAUGAGGAGGAUAGGCGAUCACAUCACAGAAGUAGUAGAGAUUACUCACCUGAACGAAGGCAUAGGCGCAGAGACAGAAGCUACUCCCCUCCACCUCGAGGAAGGCGUCAGGGGUCGUGGAGUUCCCUGGAUGAUUUUGAAACCCGCUCUCGUAACAGAAUUGAGCCGGAUGAUCGAAUGACAGUCUGGUUAGAUACCCUGAAGAAGCCAUUUAAGUAUCAUGAGAAGCCCCCAAGCUAUCAUUCAGUAGAUGGGGCAUCACAAGAAAGUAGUUCACGAAGAUCGAACAAUGGCCGCCUCUCAGGACAGGGAAGUUCUCGGAGUGGUAAAAGUAUUGUGAUAUGAUGGAACUCUCCACUUGUCAUUUUCCACAACUGGUCAGGUUGAAAUAAAGCUGGUGACUUUUUAAACAUAUAUUUUCAUCAUGAACACAGCAAAGGUUUCAAUUUGCAUAUUACUUCAAGCUGUGCUGGAGGUAUAACUUUGCAACAGGAGCCUUUCAUUUCAGACGAGACAUCUUACUUCAACCUUGUUGACUGAUUAGUGAAAUUGGAUGUUGGUGGGGAACUUAGUUUGUUUUAAAUAUCAUGUACACUUUGGGGGAAAUUGACAGCUGUCUCAUCUACACGUGGGUUUGAAUCCGGUCCAGAUUGAGGUUUGCUGCAUUUGAGCAAAUACAUAUUGCUUUGAGACUAUUAUGUAGAUAAUUCAGUUACUCUAUAGUGCCUAAAUCUAUCAAAAAUCUUGUCUCUUAAUGAUUGUAUUUUAGACAGAAAAAAAAUCAAAUGGAUUAUAAAUGGUUGUGUUGUUUUUCAAUCUAGUAAUUGGGAUUUUUUUUUUUAAAUCAAGGAAACCAUUUUGAAUUCUUUUUAAAGUUUCAUCUUUUGAUAUUGUUUUUAAUAAAUCUGGACAAUGGAAUAAAUUAAAUGUUCUUGUAUUUUGUCUGAAUAACAAUGCACAUUGUAUUAAUAAUAAAAUAGCACAACUGGA